Boleophthalmus pectinirostris (great blue-spotted mudskipper) is the source of this 1361-nucleotide messenger RNA. Its product is annotated as ileal sodium/bile acid cotransporter-like. Gene Ontology annotation, biological process: bile acid and bile salt transport. NCBI's taxonomy places the organism in Eukaryota, Metazoa, Chordata, Actinopteri, Gobiiformes, Gobiidae. The coding region runs from base 1 to 1086 and encodes 361 amino acids. The record is from RefSeq and is a predicted model, not a curated record. Gene Ontology annotation, molecular function: bile acid:sodium symporter activity. Gene Ontology annotation, cellular component: apical plasma membrane. The transcript has 6 exons.
AUGGACUGUCAUGCUGAAGCUGAAGUCUGUUCAGGGACCAGCUGUCUGGUUCCUCCCAGUAACUUCAACGCCAUUCUGGGCUUGGUCCUUAGCACUGUUCUAACGGUUAUGUUGGCAUUCGUCAUGUUCUCCAUGGGCUGCUCUGUGGACCUGGACAAACUCCUGGGUCACCUGCGGAGACCCUGGGGCAUCACCAUUGGUUUUUUGUGUCAGUUUGGGAUCAUGCCGUUCACAGCCUUCCUCCUGUCACUGGUCUUCAAUGUGCUGCCUGUGCAGGCUGUGGUCAUCAUCAUCAUGGGCUGUUGUCCUGGAGGAUCAGGGUCCAAUAUUAUCUGCUACUACCUCGAGGGAGACAUGGACCUCAGUAUCAGUAUGACAGCCUGUUCCUCCAUCUUGGCCCUGGGUAUGAUGCCUCUCUGUCUUCUGAUCUACACUUCGCUGUGGGUGUCACCGGAGACCAUCCAGAUCCCAUACGAAAGCAUCGGAAUCACUCUUGUGGCUCUCCUGGUUCCCAUUGGAUUUGGGAUGUUAGUCAAACGCAAAUGGCCACAGACAGCCAAAAAAAUCCUCAAGAUUGGCUCCAUAAUUGGAUUUUGUCUGAUUGUUGUCAUUGCUGUGGUGGGAGGCAUCCUCUAUCAGUCCUCAUGGGACAUUGACCCAUCACUCUGGAUUAUUGGGACCAUCUUCCCUUUUAUUGGCUGUGGGCUGGGCUUCUGCUUCGCUCGCUUUACUGGACAGCCCUGGUUCAGGUGUCGUACCAUUGCAUUGGAGACGGGCUUCCAGAACGCCCAACUGUGCAGCACCAUAACCCAGCUGUCCUUCUCUCCUGCUGACCUGGAAGUCAUGUUCUCCUUCCCACUCAUCUACAGCAUCUUCCAGAUAGUUGCAGCCCUCGCAGCUGUAGGAUGUUUCCAGUUGUACAAAAGGAAGUGCAGAGGUGACGUGUCUGAGGACAGUGAGACGCCUGAUCUGGGGGACGGAGAGGUAGGAGCUGGAAAAAUAAAGCCUUUGGAGAACGGUGGAUUUGAAAUGAAUGAGGACAGUGCGGAGAAGAGUAAGGACUAUGAUAACAACACACAGUUCUGAGAUAACGUCCAACACUGAACACCACACACUGCCCUCUGCUGAUCACAGGGGGGUACAGCUCAUCUGUUGGAAAUUCAGAAACAAUGCAACAAAGUACACUACCAGUCAAAACUUUAGACACAUUUUUAUUUUUAUUUCCAUGAUUAUUUGCAUUGCUGAUUCUCCCUAAAAGCAUAAAAACUAUGAAUGGACAGAUAUGGAAUGCAACAAAUGAAAAUAAACUCAAAAUUUGUUUCAGAUUUUGAACAAAUUAAAAGUAUCCACCCUUUGCUUUG